AUGGAAAUUCAAUAUGAUAGUGAUGAUAUAAGUAAUGAUGAUACUAGUAACGGGCUUCCGAUCAGCCUGAGGCUUAUAAAACGUUCGUUUGAGAAAUUAUGCGAAUUUGAUUGUCAACUGCAUCGUUGUGUGUUUGAUCGCAAGCAUAGUCGAUUGAGGGAGUUGAACGAAUUGAAUUUUGAGAUUUUGAAUCGUGAUGACUUUAAUUUACGAAAUGAAUUAUGCAUCUAUUUUAAUCGGCUAUCACAAAUCACCGGAAGUUUGAUACGGUGUUUUCCGGUUUUAAGAUUUCUGGAGGUGGAUAGUCGAGGUAAUCGAUUUAUCCCAGCUGAAGAGACCUCAAUCAAUACACCAGCAAUAGCGACUGCGAUUGUCACCAAACAGUAUGAAUCACAAUCCACUGAUCAGAUCUCUUUGAAGGUUGGUGAUAUAGUAUCAAUAAUUGAUAAGAAUCUUGUUGGAUCGAAUGGUAAAGCGUGGUGCAAAGCUAAAUUGACAAUUUGCAACGGUGAUAUUGGUCAACAACAGUGUUCAACCGUUCGAAGAAUAUCCACCCAACAACCUCAGCAUUUUCAUGUGGGAAUCUUUCCAAGUGAAUGUGUGAAAAUCUUUGAUGGUAAAACAUUCGAUAAUGAUCAUGAUCAUCAAUCAUCAACAACAAAACACCAAAAGCGAAAACAACAACAAUCUGCUUAUCAUAGUUUUAUCAAUUCGAUCGCAUCAAAUUCAAAAUCUUCAAAUCAUCAUCCAUUGAUGUCACCACAGUCAUCGAAUGCCUUCUCUACCACUACCAAUAAACGACAUAAUAAUAUUAGUAUUAAUAACUCAUCACUUAUCAAAGCUUUCCUAUAUCGCACUAAUUUAUUGCCUUCUUCGUCAACAUCAUCAUCUUCUGCUUGUGCUCAUUCCAAGCACAUUCCCGUUUUCGGAAUCGAUCUAGUGGAAUACCUGCAAAAGACGGGUGAUGAGAUACCAAUAAUUUUAAAGAAAUGCGUCGAGGUGAUUGAAGCUCAUGGAAUCGUAACGGGUGUGUAUCGUCAAUGUGGUAUUCAAUCAAAUAUUCAGAAGCUAAGGAACGGCUUCGACUCGGGUUCAUUACCGAAUCUGAACGAUGCGGCGAUUCUUCGUGAUAUUCAUUGCAUAUCAUCGCUUCUUAAACAAUACUUUCGACAACUGCCAAAUCCACUUUUCACAUUCGAAUUAUAUCCCGAUUUUAUUAGAGCUUAUGAAGUGAAUGAUGGAAAUCGCACGGAUCGUUUUAAAAGUGUUCUCGAUCGUUUACCAAUCGAACAUUAUCGAACGGCGAAAUAUCUGAUUCAUCAUUUAACACGUUUGUGUCAGUGUACGCAUCUUACUGAUAUGAAUUCGAAGAAUCUGGCGAUCGUUUGGGCACCUAAUUUAUUCAGAUGCCCGCCAUGUGAAAGCAACAAUAAUGAUUCAUAUGUAUUACGAGGACUGAAUAUACAAACGGGUUUAUGCAAUUUCCUUCUCGUGAAUGCAGCUCACUUGUUUUCUUUUGAAAUCGAUUGUUCCCUCAACUCGAAGCCCUUAAAAGAUUCAGUCAGAUUCAAUUCAACCUCAACGCUUAAACCUCAGGAUUACUCGGACCAUUCUAGCACCACUACACAGUUAGCGUCUUCUCAUCCUUGCUCUUCAACUUCUCAUUCUCUAUGCAACACCGCAUCACCUGAUUUAACGCAUCGAAACUGUAUUGAUCUCAAUGGUGGUCCUUCAUCAUUACCUACGUUCAGAACCGUUCUCGAAAGGCCCUCAAGGGAUUUAAAAAAUGAACAGCAGUCGUCGCAUCAAGGCGUAGCUGUUGAUUGGCGACGCUUAUUGAGAGGACCAUCAGUUGAUAACGCGUUUACGAGUUUACGGAAUCGUUGGCGUAAUCAAACUACUCGACGUGGUGCCAAUAUUGUGGAUUGUUGUAAUAACGAUGAGAAUGAACUGGCCGUGAAAUGGCGGAGGUUCGUCUCAUUUGAUAUAUUAAGUCCAUCAGCCGAGGAAGUUGGAGUUGGUUCUGGUGGAUUGUUCCGACAAGCACGUAGCGCAUCAUUGAUAUCGUUCGUUACGAAGAGUGUUGAAGAGUUUCGAAAUGGUGUUAUGAAAAGCCUACGAAGACAGCAAUUGCACCACAAUCGACGACAAUCCACUAUAGCCUCCAAACAACGACAAUCACCAAUUUAUUAUGGCACCUUAAGAGAGCAAACGGUUGGGCGGAUACGAAAUGAGUCGAUUUCAUCCUCAUCAGAUGAGAAUGUGAGAAGUGAUGGACGGGAAGAAAGUAAACGAAGACGAGCACGACGUGACGGAGUUUUGAGUGCGGUCGAGUUUGAGCAUUUACCAUCAACGUCAACAGCAGAUAAAGGCGCAACACAACAACUCACUGGAAGUAGUGCUUCAGAAACGAAUUCAGUUAAUAGAGCCGAACAAUUAUCUACUAACAGUCACAGUGAUAGUCGUGCGACAUCAUCAAAUCAACUCGCUCGGCGAAAAGUGUGCCUAAGCGAUUAUGAUACAGCUGACAAUAUUGAUGAAAGAACGGAUCAACUAGCCUUAUCAAAUCAUGAGGAAUCAUCAGAGCGAUCACUGAGGAAUGAUAAACCUCAAAUAACUGGAACGUCCUCAACAGAAUGGUUCGAUCAUCAGUCAGUAUCAUCACUAUCGUCAGCAUCUCAAAGUGCUUCAGCUAGUGACAGCAAUGAAUCAUUGCAGUUGGAUAUGAGUCGAUAUGAUAAUGUUUCACCGCAUUAUAUGCGUUAG
Messenger RNA from Anisakis simplex (herring worm), 2766 nucleotides. Lineage: Eukaryota; Metazoa; Nematoda; Chromadorea; Rhabditida; Anisakidae. The record is from the annotation of a GenBank genome assembly.